AUGCCUACGAGUUCACCGACAAUGAUUUUGAACUCGCCCAAGCCCAAGCGCAGCGCUUCAGAAGAAUCCGAUAGCUACAGCCCUUCUAUAUCAUCUCCAUCUAGCGUUUCGGCUCCUAGCCUACCAGAAGUGAAGCUUCGCGAGGAAGAAGAGUUCGGGAGAUAUAGUCCUCGAGCCGCCGUUGCUGGUCGCCUAGGGCAGCUGGCCAUACGUGGGGACCACUUUCCGACACCGCAAUUUCUGAAUGGUAAUAUAAGCCAGUCACCACUUGUGCACUACGCAGAGUCGGGAUGUUGGGCUACUUCCUAUAACAGUUCUUAUGAUAUGUCCGAGUCGAACCCAGCGACAGAAACCAACACUGUCGCCAGUGGGCCUUCUGAAGCAAUUAUCGAUAAUCGGAGCAAUGCUACACCAACUCCGUCUCCCAAGAAACAGACAGCACAAAGCCCUCGCAAGAGACGAACCCCCACAAAAACACAACGACCACGUAAGAAGUCACCGCCACCCACUAGCAGUGCAGCUAACGACUCGCUUACAUGGCACGACUCCGAGAUAACCGGGCAUGAUCCAAGUGAUCCGAACGACGAUGGAUAUGGUAUCAAUGGAAUAGGCUUUAAACCGACAGCGGCAAUGGCCUGGUCCAGAUCACAGAAGAGGCAGAAGCAGCUUGCGGAAUGGAAGAGUCGUGAGGCAAGGGAAGCGCGAGAAAAAAGAAGGGAAAAACGAGACGCUGUUGGUUUCGAAAAGCUACGGACUAUCCAGUCGGGCGCCAUUCAGAAGAGAGUCAAAUUUGACGUCUGA
Molecule: messenger RNA, 801 nt
Organism: Aspergillus nomiae NRRL 13137
Lineage: Eukaryota; Fungi; Ascomycota; Eurotiomycetes; Eurotiales; Aspergillaceae
Exons: 1
Coding region: 1-801 (266 amino acids)
Source: RefSeq, a predicted model, not a curated record